AGUGGGGUGAACCUAAAGUAGGCCUAUUCUUUAAUUACUUCCUUAAGUGCGUGUCUUAUUUUUGUAUUUCAAAUUUGCGUAAAGAAGUAGACAAUAAAAGGUGGGAGUUCCCGCCCUUCUUCUCUCAUUGACUGUGUUAUUUGUUGUGUUUUUUUUACUGACACUUUACCAUCCUCCUCAACCCCACUAUUUAUUGACCAUAACUUGGCUAAUGCCUAAUGGCCGCCUGAAACAACACACACCGUUUGUAAGGCAUAAUUUUAAUAAUAUGUUGUUGUGUUGUAUCUGCGUGGUUUAAUAAUUAGGAUAUGAGGUUUAAAAGUAUAGCGUUAUUAUUAUAAAACUAGAUACCUUUUUGACACUAAAUAAAAAUAAACUCAAAACUAUAACAUUGUGGAUAGUUCUCCGCACAUUAGCUAGAAAGUCGGUCAUGGUUUACAUUAUAAGGUCGUGACCUCUGACCCAUAAAGGGAAAAAUCGGAUUCAGCUUGCUGCAUAGAAUGCAAGUUGGAACUAUUGUUUGUGUCGAUGUGCAAGUGUUAGGAGUUAUUUAAUUUUUCAAGAACAGCUUCCUAGGAAAGAGUGAUAAGCCACAUUGCUAGACAGCAGCCUCUAGCAGUUUAGAAUGGCUGCCGAGCAACGACGUCUGAAGGAAGACAAAGUCAAAAGCAAACGCUGGAAAAAAUGGGGCCCCUAUCUCGCCGAGAGGCAAUGGGCCACUGUCAGAGACUACUCCAGUGAUGGCAACUGCUGGGAAUAUUUCCCCCACGAUGACGCCCGGUCCAGAUGCUACAGGUGGGGGGAGGAUGGGCUGCUGGGCAUCACAGACAACCAGUGCCGGCUCUGCCUUGCCCUGUGUGUCUGGAACGAGAAAGAUCCCAUACUCAAAGAGAGGCUGUUUGGCCUCACCGGGAAUGAGGGAAACCAUGGUGAGGAUGUGAAAGAGCUGUACUACUACCUGGACAGUACCCCCACCCACUCCUACAUGUCCGCCCUGUACAAGUACCCCCAGGAGAAGUACCCCUAUGACAACAUUGUGGCUGAGAACAAGUACAGGACUAAAGAGCAGCUGGAGUAUGAGCUAUUGGAUACAGGCGUGUUUGACGAUGGCAACUACUGGGACAUCAAGGCCGAGUUCUGCAAGUCCAGCCCUGACGACAUACUGGUCAAGUAUAUCAUCUCAAACAGAGGCUCCAAGACUGCCAGGAUCCAUGUCAUGCCAACCUUGUGGUUCCGCAAUAUGUGGUCAUGGGGUGAAAGCUGUGAUGCCCAUUUGUCUAAAAGACCAAAUCUGAAGGAAACUGGCCCUGGUCGGGUUGAGGCUGAGCAUGAAACACUAGGAAGCUACAUAUUUGAAACUGAUGUAGACCAAAAUGGGAAAAAACCAGAUCUUUUAUUUACUGAGAAUGAAACUAAUUAUAAAAGAAUAUAUCGCUUAGAUAAUAAAAUACCAUAUGUAAAAGAUGCUUUUCAUAGAUACCUUCUGUUUCGUGAGCAUUUUGCUGUGAAUCCAGAUAAAUUUGGAACAAAAUGUGCUGCACACUAUGUCCUUGAGAUACCUGGCGGUGAAGAGUUUGUCGUUAAAGUUCGGCUGUUUGAAAAAUCUCAGGGUCCACCUUCAGAAAAUUACUUUUCAAAAGAAGAAUUUGACGACAUUUUUUCCAAGAGAAAAAAUGAAGCAGAUGAGUUUUACAAGGAGGUCAUUGUGUGCUCAGACCCUCAACAAAUUCUGGUUACUAGACAAGCCUAUGCUGGCCUGCUGUGGAGCAAACAAUUCUACCACUAUGUUGUUUUAGAAUGGUUGCAAGGUGACCAAGGGCAACCACCUCCACCUGCUACACAUUCUAAGAUGCGCAACUCUGAGUGGAGGCACCUUUUUAAUAGGGAUAUUAUUAGCAUGCCAGAUAAGUGGGAAUACCCUUGGUAUGCUUCCUGGGACCUCGCCUUUCACAUGUUGCCAUUUGCUAGUAUAGACAUCAACUUUUGUAAGCAUCAGAUGCUUUUGUUUCUAAGAGAGUGGUAUAUGCACCCUAACGGACAGAUUCCAGCUUAUGAGUUUGCCUUCAGUGAUGUUAAUCCCCCAGUACAUGCUUAUGCUGUUUUAAAAAUCUACAAGGCCUCAGGAGAUUGCAGGGCUAGAAGAGACCAAGUAUUUCUUGCCAGGUGUUUUCAGAAACUUGCAUUAAAUUUCACUUGGUGGGUAAACAGAAAGGAUCCUGAUGGGUUGAAUAUUUUUGAAGGUGGUUUCCUUGGUCUUGACAACAUUGGGGUGUUUGAUAGAUCCAAGCCCCUGCCAACAGGUGGGAAACUAGCCCAAGCAGACGGGACAGCUUGGAUGGCAUUUUUUUGUGAACUGAUGGUGGAGUUCAGCCUUAUCCUAGCUCAUCGAGAUCAAAUCUAUGAAGAUAUGGCUAGCAAAUUCUUUGAACAUUUUGUUUACAUUUUGGAUGCUAUUAACUAUGGUGUGGCUCACCUAUGGGAUGAGGAAGAUGGCUUUUAUUAUGAUAACAUCAUUUUUGAGAACCGGAGGACACCGUUGAAAAUAAGAUCCAUGGUUGGAAUGGUUCCUCUUUUUUCUUCUCUAGUUCUUCUUGAGUCUGAGACCAAACAGCAUCCUGGCUUCUACAAGAGAACACAAUGGUUCUUAAAAAAUAGGAAAGGAUUAGUCAGCAAAAGACAGAUAAUCAGACGCAGCAGUAUUAUAGAUGGAGAAGCAUCAAAAGAUGAGGAAGCUAUUAUGUUGUCCCUUGUCACAAAAGAUCAGCUGAUUAAAAUAUUGAAAUAUUUACUAGAUGAGGAAGAGUUUCUUUCACCUUAUGGAAUUCGUUCCCUUUCUAAGUACCAUGAAAAGCAUCCAUUCACCUUUGAAGCAGGUGGGGCAACCUAUACAGUCCACUAUGACCCAGCUGAAUCUCACACUAAUAUGUUUGGAGGAAAUAGCAACUGGAGAGGACCUAUAUGGUUACCAAUGAAUUAUAUGGUGAUUGAGAAUUUGGAACGUUAUGAUUCAUUUUUUGGUGACACGCUGAAGGUGGAGUGUCCAACAGGUUCUGGCAACCUAAUGAGGCUAGGAGAUGUUGCCAGAGAAUUGUCAUCUAGAAUAACCAAAUUAGUUCUGCCUGAUGAAAAAGGACAUAGACCAUGCCAUGGUGGUGACGAACGGUAUGCCAGUGACCCUCAUUGGAAAGAUCUGAUAUUGUUUUAUGAAUAUUUUGAUGGUGAAACUGGAAGAGGAUGUGGUGCAAGUCACCAGACUGGUUGGUCAGCCUUGUUAGUCAAUUUUCUACGCUGUGUAAACAGACACCCCCUGAUCGUUGACCACUCAAGUGCCAACAUACAAGUCCAGCCUUAGUCAAACCAGCUCACUGUAAUCAAUUGUUAUCAGUUACUAUUAUUACUUUAAUCAGCAUUGUCAGGUUGUUGUUUUUUUUUCUAUUAUUUAUUAUUUACUUGUAAAUAAUUUAAACUGAAAAGCCUAUAUGACAAAGUAAAAUUUUUACUUCAUGAUUUAGUUAAAUUUGAGUUUAGAAAUGGUGGAAAUGCAAAAAGCAGAACAUCAAAAAAUUUUGGGUUCACACUAAUAUAAAUCACUGCCUAAAAUACUUCUAUUGCCUUUAAUAUUAAUAUGUGCCUGUAGUUUUUUUUUUCUAGAAAAAGCUUGGUGGUAAGAGAAUUUUUAAAAUAUUACAUAUAUAUGUAUUACAUAUAUAUCCAUAGGUAUCAAAACUAUAAUUACUAGUUAAAUUAUGAAACAGAAGGGUUAAUCCCUAUAGGCAUCAAGUGUUGUGUAGCAAAGCCAACAGCUUCUAAAUAUAUCAAAGCCAAAGACAAGUAAUCUAAUGUUCUUUGUUGACUUGUGUAAUUCCAUUUAAAAAAUAUUUCCUAUAAGUUUGCCAUUUAUAAAUGCUUUACACUAUUUGCCUGUAAUUUCUGUACUGAUGAAUAUUGUUUUUUUUAUGUUUCUUUAAAGAAGGUAGCCCUGUUUUAGCAAUAAACAAUUCUGCAGUAGGGUAAUAUAUAUCAAAGUUUAAAUAAUUACUUUUAGACAUACCAAAACUGUAUAGUUGUGAAUUAAACUUUGUGAGAUUUGGCUACCUAAUUAAUAGUUUUUACAGUAAUUUGCUGUGUUCAUUUGUUUUUUAAUUAUGUGAUAUAUUGCAUAUGUAUUUUGUUUAGUGAUUAAUUAUAAUCAGAUUGAUGCAUGUGACAUUUUUUUAUGCUAUAACAUUUUACCUUGUACACAGAAAGCAUUUAUCUCGCAGUGACUUCCUGAAAAUUGAGCAUUUACUUAUGAAAACUACUUAGUUAUGAAAGCAAUAAUACAAACAUUUACUGUUUUUACCAUUUAUUAUAUGGUUAUGAAAUAAAUUUUACUUGUACUUUUAAAAUUUACAACUUGACAGUUAGUUAAUGUCAGUACUAUUAAAUUAUUAAUACUAAUAAUUUGAUAAUAUUGUGGACAUUUUUAAGUGGAACAAAAAAAAACUGUGUGAUCAUUUUGCUCUUCUUAUUCUUAAAAUACUAAUAGCAAAAUACAUGUGUUUGUCUUUAGAAGUUUUAUAAUAUGUACACUAAACACAGCAUUGAUGCUUUAGAAAAUAAAUUUUUUUUUCGCUGAUGCUAGAAUGUUGCAGUUUACACCAUGUUUUGUAAAAUACAAUAUAUUUUAUAAAUGUCUACUUUCUACAAUGUAAUUUUAAAAAAUGUUGUUUUUAUGGGUUAUUGUUUUAUCUUUAUUCUCGGAUAUUUUGAGAUAAACUUCCAAUUUUAGUUAUAAUAGGUUUCUGCUGGAAACAGAUUAUAUAUGAUGAAAUUUUGUAGCUGUUUAGUGAUGUAGGCUAAUGAUUACGCAAAGGGAAUGUUUAUUGUUUUAAAAAAAAGAAAAUGUGUAAGGGUUUUUUGAUAACUGAGUUCUAAAGAUUUCUUUAAAUUUACAUUAGUUUCAUAUGAAAAUGACUUUUUUUUGCAUGUACAAAGCUGUGGCGCUAUUUAUCUCUCCGUGUGAGGAAUGGUUUUACUUAACUAACCAACUUUAUUUACCUUGUUCAUAUGUCUUUAAAUGAAAUAAAUAUAUUUUCAAUUUAUGAAAAUGUGUCCCUUAGCACUAUGAAUUAAGGGAGACAACAGGGUUAAUGGGGGGGGGGGGUAUAGUUUGCACUGUUAACCCAAGACUUGAGUUUUGAUCAUGGAUUCCCCUUCUGCUGUAGCAGAUAAUUAACAGCUGGAAACAGGAAUCUAUUUAGGAGGAAAGACGCAUAGAUGACUCACUUAGGUGUUGACAUGCAAUACUUAAAUAUGUUGUAAGGAAAAACAAAGAAGUUGGACUUGUUGUAUGACUUGUACAAUAAAACAAUAAAGAAUAAAGAUGACCAACCAAUUUAAAUAUGUGUAGAUACAGGCAAGAGGAAUCCUAUGUAUUAAAAAUAUUGUGCAUA
Physella acuta is the source of this 5435-nucleotide messenger RNA. RefSeq lists its product as uncharacterized. Gene Ontology annotation, biological process: oligosaccharide metabolic process. Lineage: Eukaryota; Metazoa; Mollusca; Gastropoda; Physidae. The record is from RefSeq and is a predicted model, not a curated record. Gene Ontology annotation, molecular function: Glc3Man9GlcNAc2 oligosaccharide glucosidase activity.